Molecule: messenger RNA, 2492 nt
Organism: Nanorana parkeri
Lineage: Eukaryota; Metazoa; Chordata; Amphibia; Anura; Dicroglossidae
Gene: CHSY1
Product: chondroitin sulfate synthase 1
Exons: 3
Cellular component (GO): Golgi cisterna membrane
Molecular function (GO): glucuronosyl-N-acetylgalactosaminyl-proteoglycan 4-beta-N-acetylgalactosaminyltransferase activity
Source: RefSeq, a predicted model, not a curated record
CGGAAACGGAGCCGCCGCUCGUGGCUCAGCGUGCUGCUGGGACUGGUGCUCGGCUUCCUCCUGGCUUCCAGGUUCAUCCUGCCCCGGGCCACCGAGCUGCACCGCAACAGCCGGAAAGGAGGCCCCCGGGGCACCGAGGGCGGCCAGGCUGGAGGCUGCGGGGUGCAGGCUGGCCUGAAGACGGAUCGCCGUGACCUGCUUCCUUACAACGGACCCCUGCCCCCGGGCAGCGAGGAGGAGGAUAUCCCCCUGGCUCGGAACUUUCUGUAUGUGGGAGUGAUGACAGCACAGAAAUACUUGAACACCAGAGCUGUGGCCGCGUACGGAACUUGGGCACACUCCAUCCCUGGAAAUGUGGAGUUCUUUUCAAGUGAGGGCUCAGACACAUCCAUACCAAUUCCUAUUGUAGCGCUCCAAGGUGUAGACGACUCCUAUCCGCCCCAAAAGAAGUCCUUCAUGAUGUUAAAAUAUAUGCACGAUCACUAUCUUGAUCAAUAUGAAUGGUUCAUGAGAGCAGAUGACGAUGUUUAUAUCAAAGGAGACCGCCUAGAGAGCUUCCUGCGCAGCCUUAACAGCAGCGAGCCUUUGUUUUUAGGACAGACUGGUCUGGGUACUACAGAGGAGAUGGGCAAACUGGCCCUGGAGCCAGGUGAAAACUUUUGCAUGGGUGGUCCUGGGGUGAUCAUGAGCAGAGAGGUCUUGCGUCGGAUGAGUCCGCACAUUGGACAGUGUCUCAGGGAGCUGUACACCACCCACGAGGAUGUUGAAAUUGGCAGAUGUGUUCGGAGGUUUGCUGGAGUGCAGUGUGUAUGGUCUUAUGAGGUGCAGCAGCUGUUUUAUGAAAAUUAUGAGCAAAAUAAGAAGGGGUAUAUUCGAGACCUCCACAACAGCAAGAUCCACAAAGCAAUCACUCUACACCCCAAUAAGAACCCACCUUACCAGUAUCGACUGCACAGUUACAUGCUGAGCCGCAAAAUAGCAGAACUCCGCUAUCGCACAAUCCAGCUUCACCGGGAAAUCGUUUUGAUGAGCAAAUACAGCAACACUGAAGUCCACAAACAUGAUCUGCAGCUUGGGAUAGCACCAUCUUUCAUGAGGUACCAGCCACGCCAGCGGGAGGAGAUUUUGGAAUGGGAGUUUCUCACGGGCAAGUAUUUGUUUUCAGCAGCUGAUGGACAACCCCCAAGACGAGGAAUGGAUGCUUCACAAAAAGAAGCGCUAGAUGAUAUAGUGAUGCAGGUCAUGGAAAUGAUAAAUGCAAAUGCCAAAACUAGAGGCCGUGUUAUUGACUUUAAAGAGAUCCAAUAUGGUUACCGCAGACUAAACCCUCUAUAUGGAGCGGAAUAUGUUCUAGAUUUGCUCCUGCUAUACAAAAAGCACAAGGGCAAAAAAAUGACUGUACCUGUGAGGAGACAUGCCUACCUCCAACAAACGUUCAGUAAGAUUCAGUUCAUGGAACAUGAAGAGAUUGAUCCUAAAGAGCUGGCGAAUAGAAUAAACAAAGAUUCUGGCUCCUUGUCUUUCCUUUCCAAUUCCCUUAAGAUGUUUGUCCCAUUUCAACUCUCCUCUUCAAAGACUGAACACAAGGAGCUCAAGGAAAAGAGGGUCAACAUUCUGGUUCCAUUAUUUGGGCGCUUUGAAAUGUUCAGUAGGUUCAUGGCCAACUUUGAAAAGACUUGCCUCCUUACCAACCAAAAUGUGAAGCUUGUCAUUUUGCUGUUCAAUUCAGACAACAACCCGGACAAGGAGAAACAAGUCGACCUCAUGAGAGAUUAUCGCGUUAAGUAUCCAAAGUCAGAAAUGCAAGUAUUGCCUGUUACUGGGGAGUUCUCCAGAGCACUGGCCCUGGAAGUUGGGUCUUCUCAGUUUAGCAAUGAUUCUUUGCUAUUCUUUUGCGAUGUGGAUUUGGUGUUCACCACUGAGUUUCUUCAACGCUGUAGGGCCAACACUGUCUUAGGACAACAAAUAUACUUUCCAAUUAUAUUCAGCCAAUAUGAUCCCAAGAUUGUCUAUGCUGGGAAGGUUCCCAGUGACAAUCAUUAUGCUUUUACACAAAAAACAGGACUCUGGAGGAACUAUGGCUUUGGAAUUACUUGUGUUCAUAAAGGAGACCUCCUUCAUGCUGGAGGAUUUGAUGUUUCUAUACAGGGAUGGGGACUGGAGGAUGUGGACCUUUUUAAUAAAGUAGUACAAACAGGAAUAAAGACUUUUAGAAGUCAGGAGGUUGGUGUGGUCCAUGUACACCAUCCGGUGUUUUGUGACCCUUAUCUUGAUCCUAAGCAAUACAAAAUGUGUUUGGGAUCCAAAGCAUCAACGUAUGGUUCCACCCAGAGACUGGCAGAACUAUGGCUUGAAAAAAAUGACCCAGCCUUUGGCAAAACCACUCACAACAAUGAUUCUGUGAGGACAGCCUGAUAAGCCAGCACAGCUGGCCCACAAUGAACUUUUUCAUAGCCAUCUAAUUUAUUUUUGUUUUCCAAUCGCCCUCUUCU